UUUUUCCAAGGAGAUCUUCGAGAAACUUGGGGAGCGGAGUCCCUCAAAUGGGCCAUGGAGUGCACAUCACGACACCUUGCCUGCCGCUCACACCAAAUUUACCGUGCAUUGCGGCCCCGUGUUACGAGUGAUGCAUGUGUAUCACUCCUCCGCUGCCUUCACAGAUGUCUAGGAAAUCCAGUACCUGCAGUGUUGGGCUUCAUUAUGGAAAUUCUGUUGACAUUACAAGUAAUGGUGGAGAAUAUGGAGCCAGAAAAGGUGAUACUUUACCCCCAGCUGUUCUGGGGGUGUAUAGCCAUGAUGUAUACAGACUUUGUUCAUGUUUACUGCCAGGUUCUUGAGCUCUUCUCUCGUGUGAUUGAUCGUUUAUCCUUCUGGGACAGAACAACAGAAAAUGUGCUCCUCUCAAGCAUGCCCCGGGAUGACAUCGAUACCAGCAUCUAUGAUGGUACCAACUUUCAGCGGAUGGAAUCAAGGAAUGCCUGCGAGCCAUCACCAUCAAGUGGGAAGAUGCCAGCCUUUGAAGGAGUGCAGCCUCUUGUUCUAAAAGGACUCAUGUCAGUCGUAAGUCAUGGUGUAUCUAUUGAGGUCCUCUCGCGAAUCACUAUUCAUUCUUGUGAUUCAAUCUUUGGGGAUGCAGAAACACGACUCUUAAUGCACAUCACAGGCUUGCUUCCCUGGCUCUGCUUACAGCUAAGCCAGGAAGCAGUGGUGGGCCCUGCUUCACCCCUCCAAGAGCAGUACCAAAAGGCUUGCUCUGUUGCAGCCAAUAUUGCAAUUUGGUGUCGAGCAAAGUCAUUGGAUGAACUAGCCAUUGUGUUCAUGUCUUACUCCCGUGGUGAGAUCAAAAGUGUAGAAAAUCUACUUGCCUGUGUAUCGCCACUAUUGUGCAGUCAGUGGUUCCCAAAGAACUCAGCUUUGGCGUUUGGGCACCUACUGCGACUUCUUGAGAAAGGGCCAGUUGGAUAUCAGCGGGUGAUACUUCUCAUGCUUAAGGCAUUACUCCAGCAUACUCCCAUGGAUGCUGCUCAGAGCCCCCAUAUGUAUGCAAUUGUAUCCCAGCUGGUGGAAAGCACCUUGUGUUGGGAGGCUCUUAGCGUGUUGGAAGCCCUCUUACAGAGUUGUAGCUCUAUGCCCGGUUCCCAUUCACAUGAUCAUGGGGCUUUUGAUAAUGGACUUGGGACAGAUGAGAAGAUUCUUGCUCCUCAGACCUCAUUCAAGGCUCGGAGUGGGCCAUUACAGUAUGCAAUGGGACUAGGUUUUGGGACAGAUUCCACACCAGCUGCACAAGGUGGUGCAACUGAAUCAGGGAUAUCACCUAGAGAUUUGGCUUUGCAAAAUACCCGUCUGAUUCUUGGUCGGGUGCUUGACAGCUGUGCGCUUGGGAGGAGGAGAGAUUACAGAAGGCUGGUGCCUUUCGUGACGAGCAUUGGAAACCCAUAAUCUGCAGAUUCUUGUUUGCUCAACAAGAAUCUGGAUGGUUUGAGGAACUGGUUUUGUAAAUAGGUUUUCAAAUAGUGGUGGUAGCAUGUAAUAUAUUGAUGUGCAGUUCUAGUAUUUAGAGCAUGCCUUGCUUUCUCCCUGCAUCAGCAGUCUAUAUUUUGUAGCUCUUUUUUUCUUUUUGGUAGAUUCAUUGUUAUACUUCACUCAGCAUCACUCAUAUAUUGUUAAGCUUGGUUACCGAUUAAAUCAUAAUUUUUUUCCAGCAGCUUGAUGUGACAUAUCCUCCUAAAGUUGUGCUUAGAAUGUCCAAUAUGGAAA
This is a messenger RNA of Ilex paraguariensis (yerba mate), 1761 nucleotides long. Lineage: Eukaryota; Viridiplantae; Streptophyta; Magnoliopsida; Aquifoliales; Aquifoliaceae. The record is from the annotation of a GenBank genome assembly.